AAACUUGUCUGCAUUAGUCAUGAAUGCUAAGGUCAUCUUUUCGUUCUGCCUCGUGGCUGUGGCAUUGGCCCGCCCCGACGACUCCCAUUCCGAGGAAGGGUAUGGGUACUCGGAACCCGAGCGCCCUCUUAGCUACCAUGCCGAUUCCCACGAAGAUAAACACUCUAAGGGGAUGCCCUUCGACUUCUCCUACGAAGUCGAAGACCACUACAAGAGCCUCGACUUCGGCCACAACUCGAACUCAGACGGCCAAGUGGUGAAGGGAGAAUACCGCGUCCUCCUCCCCGACGGUCGCACCCAGAUCGUCACUUACACCGCCGACCACUACAAGGGGUAUCAGGCCGAGGUCAGGUAUGAGGGCGAGGCCACGUACCCUGAACCCAAGCCCUACGCACCUGCUCCAUCUUACGGAGCUCCCAAGGAAUCCUACGGUGCCCCCGCUCCUUCUUACGGAGUUCCUAAAGCAACCUACGGCACUCCAGCUUCGUCUUCCGAGGAACCAGAGGAUUCCUAUGAGGCACCAGCAUCCCUGUACGGUGCACCCGACCACUAAACAGACUGUUUUUGGCCUAUUUAAGAUGCUGUAGUAAUUUAUUUAUAUGGAGAACCCGAUCUGCGAAUGAAAAUAAACAAGUAGCCUGCAUAUGGUGUGUCUACGUAUUUGACCAAAACAACAAUAUUCAGAUUUUAGUCAUGAAAUAGAGUUGGAUGUGAUUUUGUUACUCAGUCAAUAGAAUUGAUGCCUAUAAUAUGCUUUUGAAAUUGAAUAAAAUUUAACCAAAUAAAAACUAACGUGUCUUAGAUAACUUCUUUGCUUUA
Molecule: messenger RNA, 819 nt
Organism: Macrobrachium nipponense
Lineage: Eukaryota; Metazoa; Arthropoda; Malacostraca; Decapoda; Palaemonidae
Product: cuticle protein 19-like
Exons: 3
Coding region: 20-553 (177 amino acids)
Cellular component (GO): extracellular matrix
Source: RefSeq, a predicted model, not a curated record